UUCACAUUAGUUAAUUUCCAGACAUAAACUAUUAUUACCAAGAGAAGUUUCUAUAAAACAAUUACUCAAAAGUUUUUACUAUUAUUAACUGAAAAACAAAAAUGAAGACUAAUUUUCUCUUUUAUAUUUUUACAAUUUCUACUUUUGUUAGUGUCCAUUCAAAACUACUUCACUUUGAUUGGGUUGUUUCAAUUUCCUCUAAUGCACUCAUUGGAGAUCCUAAAGAGGUUAUUAUGAUCAAUAAUCAGUUUCCAGGGCCCCUUUUGAACACAACAACAAAUGAUGUGGUCAUUGUCAAUGUUUAUAACAACUUGACUGAACCUUUCCUCAUGACAUGGAAUGGAGUGCAAUUAAGGAGGAAUUCAUGGCAAGAUGGAGUUGAAGGAACCAAUUGUCCAAUUAUGCCUGGAAAAAAUUGGACAUACAAAUUUCAGAUGAAAGAUCAGAUUGGAAGUUUCUUCUAUUUUCCUUCACUCUUUUUCCAGAAAGCUGCUGGAGGCUAUGGUCCUAUUCGAAUCAACAACGUUGAGACUGUUCCUCUUCCAUUUACGCGUCCUGAUUAUGAAUAUGAUAUACUAAUUGGAGAUUGGUAUUUUGAUGAGUAUAAGGACUUGAGAAUUUCUCUAGAAGAUGGAUGCAAAAUGCCUUUUCCAGAUGCCAUUCUCAUCAAUGGUAUGAGAUCUGAUCAAGCUACCUUUGAGUUUCAACCCGGGGCUACCUAUAGAUUGAGAAUCUCGAACAUAGGAUUAAAAACAACCUUAAAUUUCAAAAUCCAGGAUCAUGAAAUGCUUUUGGUGGAGACUGAAGGAGCCUACACUUCAAAAAAGUACCACCAAAGUCUAGACAUCCAUGUUGGUCAAUCUUAUUCUGUUCUUGUUACUGCAAAGAACCACAGCUAUAAUAGCUCGUAUCAUAUGGUGGCCUCUUCGCGAUUCAUCCCCAGGAAACUUUCAGGUCUUGCUAUUAUACGAUAUCCCAAUUUUGAUGUUGAACCCUUGGUUGCUGUUUACCCUGAUGAACCUUCUCAGGACGAGUUCAGAUUUUCACUGGAACAAGCUCUAUCAAUAAGGACAGAUUUAUUAGUAGGAGCUGCGAGGCGUAAUCCUCAAGGAUCUUAUGUAUAUGGAAGCAUUAACAUAAGCCGGACACUGAUCCUCCAGAACGGUGAGGCAGCGUUGGAUGGACAAAAUCGAUACACAGUGAAUGGGGUAUCGUUUUUGCACCCGAGAACACCACUGAAGCUGGCAGAUUAUUUCCAGCUAAGUGAUGUUUUCGAGCCUGGUUUUCUUCCUGCUUCACCAGUAGAUGAUGUUCCUAGACUUGGUAUCUCAGUCAUUGAUGCCAAUUAUCAUGAUUUUGUUCAUAUUGUUUUCCAAAAUCCGUUAGACUCGUUACAAACGUGGCAUUCUGAUGGAUACAACUUCUUUGUUGUCGGAAUGGGACGCGGUAAAUGGGAGGUGGAAAAGAUGGAAACAUACAAUAUGAUUGAUGCUAUUUAUCGCUCAACGAUUCAGGUGUAUCCAUAUUCAUGGACCGCGAUACUAAUAAAGUUGGACAAUCAAGGGAUGUGGAAUCUGAGAUCACAGGAUGCAGAAAAAUGGUAUCUUGGACAAGAAUUGUAUAUAAAAGUGAAAGGAGAUGUGAAUGAUCCUUCCAAGAUUUCUCCAAGAGAUGAAGCUCCAAUUCCUGCAAAUGUUAUUAAAUGUGGAAAAGUUGCUGAUUUAUAAAUUUUGAUUGUUAGUAAUAGUAUUGUUUUAAUAAUAGACUUUAGAGUAAGCCAAUAUAUAUAAGCCUUUGAUUACUUCUUCAUUUUUAAAGGAUUGGAAAUGGAAUUGUGUUUCAUAGAAAAUAUUAUCUCCGUACAUAAAAUUUAGUAAAAAUUAGAAGUGAAUAUCCCACAUCGCAGAAUGAAGAGAGUUAUGGCUGGUUGGCUAGAAUAAACAAUGGAGUCUGUGUGCUCAGUUAAAGUAUGAUCCUUCAGGCAAGUUUUAAUGGGAUAUGAUAGGUGGUCAAUACUCGCAAUAAAAUAUGCGAGAUGGGCGUUCCAGCUCAGCCUGGUUACGACAAUUUGAGCGCUCUCGUUCAAACCAAUCUGAUCCCUA
Solanum lycopersicum (tomato) is the source of this 2102-nucleotide messenger RNA. RefSeq names its product monocopper oxidase-like protein SKS1. NCBI's taxonomy places the organism in Eukaryota, Viridiplantae, Streptophyta, Magnoliopsida, Solanales, Solanaceae. The record is from RefSeq and is a predicted model, not a curated record. Gene Ontology annotation, molecular function: copper ion binding; oxidoreductase activity.